AUGUUCGUUAACAGUAUUUAUUUCUGUUUUAUAAUUGGAUUAUUAAUUUUUGUUCAAACGAGUUAUAGCUAUGAUAGAGAUCAUCUAACUAAUCUUGGUGCAUUCUGUUCAAAUGAUUCAUCACUUGGUCCACCCAAUUUGAAUCCAAUCGAUGAUAGUUCAGCAAAACUGAUACGUACAAUAGAAAAUGGAUCACUCUAUACAAUUGGUGCUGGUGACGAUAAAGUAUGGUUAUUACAUCUUUGGGGUUAUGAUGGAUAUGAUUAUGGUUUUGCCUAUGGAACACUUUUAAAAGAACAAAUUACACAACUUAUACCACGUGCUUGGGCUCAUUUUGAACAGAGAAUAAUUGAUGAAUUAGAUAAAUUAAAAUUACCUAAAUGGUUCGAAGAUAUGGUUGUUGGCAAAGGUUUAGCUUUUGCAUUAGAUUUUCAAAAUACAAUUGUUGAAAAAUAUAUUGAUAAGGAAAUUUACGAAGAAAUGCGUGGUAUUGCUGAUGCAGCUAAUGUUAAUUAUUAUUCAAUUCGACGAUUACAUAUGCUUGGAGAAAUUACACGAGGUCGAUGUUCAUUGUUUGGUCUAUGGGGUAAUGCAACGAUGGGUGGAAAAACUCUUCAAUUACGUGCGUUGGAUUGGGAUACAAAAGGUGGCCUUCAAGAUUUUCCAGUCAUUACUAUUUAUCAUCCACGUUCUGAAAAACUUGGUCAUGCAUUUGCUAAUGUUGCUUGGGCAGGUUACAUUGGUACAUUAACGGGAAUGUCAUCGACACAAAUGGGUAUCUCAGAAAUUGGAAUUUAUUUCUCUGAUGAUACAUUUGGUGAUGAAAGUAUGAGUGGUCUUCCAUUUAUAUUUGUUGAACGACAUAUUUUACAAUAUUCUGAAACACUUGAUGAUGCUCUUUCAUUUAUUGCGAAUGUCAAACGAACAUGUCAUUUAGUUUUAGCUGUAGCUGAUGGAAAACUAGGUACCGCUCGUAUGAUACAAUAUUCACAUUCACUUGUUAAUUUUUUUGAUGAUCAAAAUUUACAACCUUUAGCCGAAUGGCAUCCACGUUUACCUAAUGCUAUCUAUUGUGGAAUGGAUUGGUUAUGUCCUUCUCGUCAAUAUAAACUAUAUAAACAAAUUCUAAGUCAAUAUGGACAUAUAACACCAGAAUCGUCCAUUCAAAAUAUAACAUCUAUUGCAAAAACGGGUGAUCUCCAUGUAGCAUUGUAUGAUCUUACAGAUAUGAUUAUGUAUGUAUCAAAUGCUCGUGGUACAAAUGAAACAGGACCACUCGAAGCUUAUCAACGUCAAUUUGUUAAAAUUGAUCUUAAUAUAGAAUUUGCUCGUACACAUGCAUUCUUUAAAUAA
Adineta steineri is the source of this 1353-nucleotide messenger RNA. The record is from the annotation of a GenBank genome assembly. NCBI's taxonomy places the organism in Eukaryota, Metazoa, Rotifera, Eurotatoria, Adinetida, Adinetidae.